This is a messenger RNA of Spinacia oleracea (spinach), 5574 nucleotides long. NCBI's taxonomy places the organism in Eukaryota, Viridiplantae, Streptophyta, Magnoliopsida, Caryophyllales, Amaranthaceae. The record is from RefSeq and is a predicted model, not a curated record.
AAAAACACCACGACGAAAGGCCAAAAUUCCAACUGAAAAAACUCUCACAUUUCAAUCAGAAUAUAAAGCUUACCACUUUACCAGAACUUCGGGUGGUUCUGCUUCAUAAACCUCUCCUCUUCCCUAUCCUCCUCUUUUUCUCUCUUCUCCACACACUCCUCUUUCUUCAUCAUCUUCAAUUUCUGCAGUUGAUUUUCAAUUUUUGAUAGAGUUUUUGGUUGAUCAAGCAAUCAUCAAUGGCGCUGCAAUCAGCGCCGAAGCUCCUAUACUCUUCUCCUUCUCCAUCGGUUUUCUCCGCUAAUGAACGCCGCGUCGCAUUCUCCGAUUUCGUUGGUCUUUCGAAGAAGCGUUCUCGUCGUCGGAGAAUCGCCGGAACUUUUCGAAACUUUCCUGCGCUUUCAGCUGUUUCGUCGGCGAUCAAAGCUGUUGUUGACGUUGACCGUGCGCAUCAUUCCACUGAUUCUGGUUCUCCUACUGUUUCCACCUCUUCUCAUCCCCUGGACCAGCAGGUUGUAAAUUUGGAGGAUAUUCUUGCGGAGAGAGGAGCUUGUGGUGUUGGAUUUAUUGCCAAUUUAGAUAAUAAGGGGUCAUUUCAGAUAGUCAAGGAUGCUCUAACUGCGCUCGGCUGCAUGGAACAUCGAGGGGGAUGUGGAUCAGAUAAUGAUUCCGGUGAUGGUUCAGGAGUAAUGACUGCGAUACCUUGGGAUCUCUUUAAUGAUUGGGGCAAAGACCAAGGAAUUGGUCCUUUUGAUCGGUCACACACUGGUGUCGGAAUGGUUUUUCUCCCUAAAGAUGAUCUCCUCGCAGAAGAAGCCAAAAAAGUUGUUCUGGAUACAUUUGCUCAAGAAGGUAUUGAGGUGAUUGGAUGGAGGUCUGUCCCUACAAAUGUCUCUGUUGUGGGUCGAAAUGCUAAAGAAACCAUGCCCAACAUACAGCAGGUUUUUGUUAGAAUUAUCAAAGAAGACAGCACUGAUGAUAUUGAAAGGGAGCUCUACAUUUGUCGGAAAUUAAUUGAAAGAGCUGCCAGUUCUCAUACCUGGGCUUCUGAGCUUUACUUUUGCUCCUUAUCGAAUCAGACAAUUAUUUACAAGGGGAUGCUUCGGUCAGAAGUUCUAGGGAUGUUUUACUACGAUCUUCAGAAUGAACGUUACACAUCACCAUUUGCCAUUUACCAUCGGAGAUACAGUACAAACACUAGUCCUAGGUGGCCACUUGCCCAGCCAAUGAGGUUUCUCGGUCAUAAUGGAGAGAUCAAUACCAUACAGGGAAAUUUAAACUGGAUGAGAUCUCGAGAACCAUCAAUACAGUCGCCUGUUUGGCGCGGCCGCGAAAAUGAAAUUCGUCCUUAUGGAAAUCCCAAGGCGUCUGAUUCUGCUAAUCUUGAUAGUGCAGCAGAGUUGUUGAUAAGAAGUGGCCGUACCCCCGAGGAAGCUUUAAUGAUUCUUGUCCCUGAGGCAUAUAAGAACCAUCCAACCUUGAUGAUCAAAUACCCCGAGGCUGUGGACUUCUAUGAUUACUAUAAGGGACAGAUGGAAACUUGGGAUGGACCGGCUUUGCUUUUAUUCAGUGAUGGAAAAACUGUUGGCGCUUGUCUGGAUCGAAAUGGCCUUCGUCCUGCUAGAUAUUGGCGCACAGUGGACAACGUUGUCUAUGUUGCGUCUGAGGUGGGAGUUUUACCAAUGGAUGAAUCAAAAGUUACAAUGAAAGGGCGUUUAGGUCCAGGAAUGAUGAUAUCGGUUGAUCUCUCCAGUGGUCAGGUUUACGAGAAUACCGAGGUCAAGAAGCGUGUAGCUUCUUCAAAUCCUUAUGGAAAGUGGGUAAAGGAAAAUCUUCGAUCAUUGAAAGCGGUAAACUUCCUUUCAAGAGCACUUUUGGAGAACGACACAAUUUUAAGAAACCAACAGGCUUUUGGCUACUCGAGUGAGGAUGUCCAAAUGGUUAUUGAAAGUAUGGCUUCCCAAGGUAAGGAGCCUACGUUUUGCAUGGGAGAUGAUAUUCCUCUGGCAGUAAUGUCUCAGAAGCCACAUAUGCUUUAUGAUUAUUUCAAGCAACGAUUUGCCCAGGUUACAAACCCAGCUAUUGAUCCUCUUAGGGAAGGAUUAGUGAUGUCUCUUGAGGUUAACAUUGGUAAGCGCGGGAAUAUUUUGGAGGUCGGACCUGAAAAUGCCUCGCAGGUUAUUUUGCCCAGUCCCGUACUAAAUGAAGGCGAGCUGGAAGCUCUUGUAAACGACCCCUUACUAAAGGCCCAAAUGCUGCCGAUCUUCUUUGAUAUAAGGAAAGGGGUUGAAGGAACUUUAGAGAAAAGACUUAAUCGGUUAUGUGAAGCUGCUGAUGAAGCUGUUAGAAAUGGUUCCCAGAUGCUUGUUCUGUCUGACCGUUCUGAGGAGUUGGAACCAACUCGGCCUGCCAUCCCAAUACUCCUUGCUGUAGGUGCUGUCCACCAACAUCUAAUCCAAAAUGGCUUGAGAAUGUAUACUUCAAUUGUGGUUGACACUGCUCAGUGUUUCAGUACUCAUCAAUUUGCUUGUUUGAUUGGAUAUGGUGCAAGUGCCAUCUGCCCGUACCUAGCGUUGGAAACCUGUAGGCAAUGGCGUUUAAGCAAUAAAACCGUGAAUUUGAUGCGAACUGGAAAAAUACCCACAGUUACAAUUGAGCAAGCACAAAAGAACUUCUGCAAGGCCGUCAAAUCUGGACUGCUUAAAAUUCUUUCAAAAAUGGGCAUCUCAUUGCUCUCUAGUUACUGCGGGGCACAAAUAUUUGAGAUAUAUGGUUUAGGAAAAGACGUCGUUGAUAUAGCUUUCCAAGGGAGUGUCUCUAAGAUGGGUGGAUUGACUCUUGAUGAGCUUGCAAGAGAGACAUUGUCCUUUUGGGUGAAGGCAUUUUCUGAGGAUACAGCCAAAAGAUUGGAGAAUUUCGGGUUUAUUCAAUUCAGGCCUGGAGGGGAAUAUCAUGUAAACAACCCAGAGAUGUCAAAGCUGUUGCACAAAGCUGUCCGCAACAAAAGCGAAAGUGCUUAUGCAGUUUACCAGCAGCAUUUGGCUAACAGACCCGUCAGCGUACUUCGUGAUCUUCUGGAGUUCAAAAGUGACCGGGCGCCAAUUUCUGUUGGUAAAGUUGAACCUGCUACAUCUAUUGUCGAACGCUUUUGUACUGGUGGAAUGUCCCUUGGAGCUAUCUCUAGGGAAACACACGAAGCAAUUGCGAUUGCGAUGAAUAGGUUAGGCGGAAAAUCCAACUCAGGAGAAGGUGGUGAGGAUCCAAUCAGAUGGCGACCCCUGACCGAUGUGGUUGAUGGGUAUUCCUCUACUCUGCCUCAUCUUAAAGGUCUUCAGAAUGGAGACACAGCAACUAGUGCCAUCAAGCAGGUUGCAUCUGGGCGUUUUGGUGUCACUCCAACAUUUUUGGUUAAUGCCGAUCAAAUAGAAAUUAAAAUUGCACAGGGUGCUAAGCCUGGUGAAGGGGGUCAAUUGCCUGGAAAGAAAGUUAGUGCAUAUAUUGCCCGAUUGAGAAACUCAAAACCUGGGGUUCCUCUUAUCUCUCCACCACCUCAUCAUGACAUUUAUUCCAUUGAAGAUCUUGCACAGUUGAUUUAUGACCUUCAUCAGAUCAACCCAAAGGCAAAGGUAUCAGUUAAACUAGUAGCAGAAGCUGGGAUUGGCACAGUUGCCUCUGGUGUAGCAAAGGGUAAUGCUGACAUUAUUCAGGUAUCAGGGCAUGAUGGUGGGACUGGAGCCAGCCCAAUAAGUUCUAUUAAGCAUGCUGGUGGUCCUUGGGAACUUGGACUAUCAGAAACCCACCAGACCCUUAUUUCAAAUGGACUUAGAGAGAGGGUCAUUCUCAGAGUUGAUGGAGGGUUGAAAUGUGGGGUUGAUGUCAUGAUGGCUGCGGCAAUGGGUGCUGAUGAGUAUGGUUUUGGUUCUUUGGCAAUGAUAGCUACUGGUUGUGUCAUGGCUCGCAUUUGCCACACGAACAACUGCCCUGUUGGUGUUGCUAGCCAGAGAGAAGAAUUACGAGCCCGGUUUCCUGGCGUGCCUGGUGAUCUGGUGAACUUCUUCCUGUAUGUUGCUGAGGAGGUAAGAGGGAUCUUGGCGCAGUUGGGCUUUGAGAAGUUAGAUGAUAUAAUUGGGAGAACAGAUAUUCUAAAACCAAGAGACAUCUCAUUGAUGAAAACUCAACAUCUUGAUCUAAGCUAUAUACUCGCCAGUGCCGGUUUACCAACAAUGAGCAGCACAGCCAUCAGGAAGCAGGAAGUUCAUACCAAUGGACCUGUGCUGGAUGAUCAAAUACUUUCAGAUCCUGAGAUCAUUGAUGCAAUUGAAAACGAAAAGAUUGUAAACAAAACUGUAAAGAUAUUUAAUGUGGACCGAGCUGUUUGUGGCCGUAUAGCAGGUGUCAUUGCCAAGAAAUAUGGUGACACUGGUUUUGCUGGCCAGCUGAAUUUAACCUUUGAGGGGAGUGCAGGUCAAUCUUUUGCAGUCUUUCUGACACCUGGAAUGAAUAUUCGCCUUGUUGGAGAAUCUAAUGACUAUGUAGGAAAGGGUAUGGCUGGAGGCGAGUUAAUAGUUACUCCUGCAGAAAAUCCUGGAUUUCGCCCAGAAGAUGCUACAAUUGUUGGGAAUACCUGUCUAUAUGGAGCAACUGGAGGUCAAAUAUUUGUAAGAGGUAAAGCCGGGGAACGUUUUGCUGUAAGAAAUUCGCUUGCUGAGGCAGUUGUUGAGGGUACUGGUGAUCACUGUUGUGAAUAUAUGACUGGUGGUUGCGUUGUCAUACUUGGAAAAGUUGGUAGAAAUGUUGCUGCCGGCAUGACUGGAGGUCUGGCAUAUAUACUUGAUGAAGAUGAUACACUCAUUCCAAAGGUAAACAAGGAGAUAGUGAAAAUCCAGAGGGUGACAGCUCCUGUUGGGCAAAUGCAACUGAAGAACCUAAUUGAAGCCCAUGUUGAAAAAACUGGAAGUUCGAAAGGUGCUAGUAUUCUAAAGGACUGGGACAAGUAUCUUCCACUAUUUUGGCAGCUGGUUCCACCAAGUGAAGAAGACACUCCUGAGGCAUCUGCAAUGUUUGAGCAGAUGACUAGUGAGGGGGCCAGUUUACAGUCUGCAUAGAGAGAAUUGCUGAAAGACCUUGUGUCUUCACCUACAGAUGUCCAGACUCUUAGUCACAGUUUGCUAACAGUGAUUGGAAGAAGAAGAAGAAGAAGAAGAGCCUCAGCUGCCCCUUAAGUUGAAUUGAAUGUAUAGGAUUGAUUUUGGAGGCCUGCAAAGGCCUAACUCUGCGUCCUCAGCUGAGUUUCAUUGGCAAAAGAUGAAGGUCUUCGACUUGAGACCUGAUCCAUUCAUGAAAUGGCUUACUGUGAGGAGAACUGUAUAUAAUGCAACUGUAAAUUCUCUCAUACUUGCCUAUCCCUUAUUUUACUCGCGAUCUCAUAUUAAAUACUAAAGGUUCAGGUGAUCUUUUUUGCAUCAUCUUGAUCUUAAUUGCUAUUUGUAGACCUGCAGACAAGUGCUGCCUGUAAUUUAUGGAUCAACUUGUCCAGAUUUUGAAUAAUUUGAAUGAAUCCUUUAUUUUUUGGGUCAA